Messenger RNA from Amphibalanus amphitrite, 2246 nucleotides. Its product is annotated as endoglucanase E-4-like. The transcript has 4 exons. Bases 320 to 2098 code for a protein of 592 amino acids. NCBI's taxonomy places the organism in Eukaryota, Metazoa, Arthropoda, Thecostraca, Balanomorpha, Balanidae. Gene Ontology annotation, biological process: carbohydrate metabolic process. The record is from RefSeq and is a predicted model, not a curated record. Gene Ontology annotation, molecular function: polysaccharide binding; hydrolase activity, hydrolyzing O-glycosyl compounds.
UCACUGUCUGUCGUCCUUUACAUCAUCAAAUAUGAAUGUCGAGUUACUUAUUAUAUGUAUGCAAGCUCCGGCGGAAGAAAGCUUCCAUCUCCUUAAAUAGCUUCCACGAUUCAGCAGCGGAGGACUUCGGGCGCACGACCUUACUGGAGUGCAACUAUACGAUGGCACACUCUCGUUCGGUGACCGGCUCCCACGAGCCAUGGGAGCUGCCCAGAUGCGCCGGGCGUCCUGCCGCGUAUAAAGAGGGCUCGACUGUUUGACGCCUCAGGACUCCGUGGGGACGGACUCAUCGCGGGGCCCCUACACUAUCAGUUCCAAAAUGGCGGUCGCUGGGCUGCUCCUGCCGCUACUGGCAGCUGUUUUCGCGCCAGAUGUUGUCAGUGCGACGGGAGCGUGCGCCCAAAAGGGCAUCAUCGACGAACACACCGUCUGGAACGAGGGCAUGUCGGCCAACCUCAACAUCAAGUUCCCGAGCGCUGUCACUAGUUGGCAAGUGAAGAUGACCUUCGACCAUGCACUUUCUGACUUCGAGACCUGGGAAGCCAUUGCCUCAACUACGGACAACGUUCUCUAUACCUUGGACAACGCGCCAUUCGAUGGGAACCAACCGGCUGGAGCCGAGCUUUCAAUCGCCUUCAACGCCUACUUCUCCAGCAAGGCUGAGGUCACCAGCGUGACGCUGAACGGCGUCGAGCAGUGCGGAGGUGGAGGCACCACGCUGCCGCCGCCGACGGGCCCGACCCAGCCCCAGCCGACCGGGGGACCCACCGAAGGACCCACCAAGCCUCCUCCACCACUACCUUACGACUACCAGGAGGUGCUCGAGAAGUCCCUCCUCUUCUACGAGGCCCAGCGCUCUGGCCCUCUGCCUCCUGACAACAGGAUCCCGUGGCGCGGCGACUCGGCGAUGAACGACCGCGGAGAGAACGGCGAGGACCUGACCGGCGGCUACUACGACGCCGGCGACCACGUCAAGUUCGGAUUCCCGAUGGCGGCCUCCAUGACGGUGAUGGCCUGGGGCGCCAUCGACUUCGCCAGCGGCUACGCCGGUGCCGGACAGAGCAACUACGUCAAACAGGCCGUCAAGUGGGGAACCGACUUCUUCAUCAAGGCGCAUGUCGGUGACACAGACUUCUAUGGUCAGUGUGGCAACGGAGAUGCCGAUCACGCCUUCUGGGGCCGCGCUGAGGACAUGAACAUGGACCGUCCCGGCUACAAGAUCACGGCUGGCGGACCGGGCUCUGACCUGGCCGGAGAGACGGCUGCCGCUCUCGCCGCUGCCGCCGUCCUCUUCAAGGACUCUGAUCCCGGCUACUCUGACACUUGUAUACAGCACGCUAAGCAGCUGUUUGAGUUCGCUGACGGACAUCGUGGCAAGUACCAGGAUUCUAUCUGGGACGCCAGCAACUUCUACGGCUCCAGUGGCUACGGUGACGAGCUCGCGUGGGCGGCGGCCUGGAUCUACCGCGCUACUAACGACCAGACUUAUCUGGACAAGGCCAAGGGCUUCUUCCAGGAGUUCUCCGAUCUGAACGGACGUCCCAGCGAGUUCUCUUGGGACAGCAAGCACGCGGGUGUUCAGCUUCUCAUGUAUCAGCUCACGGGUGACUCCUCGUAUGGAUCCAUGGUCACCCAGUUCUGUGACUGGGUCAAAAACGAAGCGCCGCGUUCUCCCAAGGGCAUGGUCUACCUCAAUAUGUGGGGCUCCCUCCGGCACGUGGGCAACGUGGCCUUCAUCUGUCUGGGUGCCGCCAAGAACGGUCUCAACUCUGAUGCCUAUAACGACUUCGCCAUCCAGCAGCUCAACUAUAUUCUGGGCGACGGCGGGCGCAGCUACGUGGUCGGAUUUGGCAACAACCCUCCGGUGCGCGCGCACCACGCCGGGGCUUCGUGUCCGGACGCGCCGGCGCCCUGCGGCUGGGACCAGCUGCACACCUCGGAGCCCAACCCGCACGUGCUGUACGGAGCUCUGGUGGGUGGGCCCGACCAGUACGACGCGUACGAGGACAACCGCGACGACUACAUCAAGAACGAGGUGGCGUGCGACUACAACGCUGGUUUCCAGAGCGCCAUCGCCGGUGUUUUGUCCCUUUACUAACUUGGGUGAUGCCUCGCUUGGAAUUGUGGGCACAUUGUGAUAUCGCUGUGACCUGUGGUCGCCCUGGAAAUGCAUUUAAAAACUGUUCAAGUUCGCCUGCCAAAGUUAUUUAGGGGAAGUUCGCUUACCAAUAAAUGUCAACAGGGUG